GACAACUGGAAGGCUCCAGGUGUGACAAUUUUCCUACCGUUGGAGGCUGAGAGAGUGAAACUGCCCCAGUGCAAUGUCCCUCUCACUAUGAAACUCCUCCCGUACAGGUUACGUCAUCGUCGGGAACGACGGACAACCGACAGAAACGCUUUGGGACUCGUCAUUCUCUCAUCACACCUGAGCCAUGAAGCACAACCGUCACGUUCAGUUCACAGACAAUGUCGACUCGUUCGCUGGAGCAUACUAAAGGAUGGGUCUUCCACUCAACAAGUGCAAGGAAACAGGCCCUCGGUCAAUCUGCACUGCACAAAGCGGCGACUAUCUCUUAGCAAACUUGAAUGAGUAAUUUGAGGUGCUUGAUAAGGGUAAUGGCAUCGACAGACCAAAAAGGCUUCCACAUCUGCACACCACUGCAUAAAAGCCUGGCACUCUCAAAGGUAGCAGGGACCACGGUCUACAUGAAACUUGAGAAUGUGCAGCCAACAGGAUCCUUUAAGAUAAGAGGCAUAGGACAUUUGUGUCAAAAGGCAGCAGAGGAAAGCUGCAAACAUUUCGUAUGUUCUUCCGGAGGGAACGCUGGCCUGGCCGCUGCCUUUUCUGCUCAAAAGCUGCAGAUUCCUGCCACCAUUCUGGUGCCCAGUAGCACACCCGAAUUUACCAUUCAGAGGCUGAAGGAAUAUGGAGCACUUGUAGAUGUGGUUGGUAAGGUUUGGGAUGAUGCUAAUGAACAGGCAUUAAAUUUGUCUGAAAAAGAUGGCUGGGAAUAUGUUCCUCCGUUUGAUCAUCCCUUGAUCUGGGAAGGAGUUGCCAGUAUUGUGAUGGAGCUUUGGGAGGCACUUCCGUCCAAACCUGGGGCGAUAGUUCUCUCAGUUGGAGGUGGAGGCCUGCUUUGUGGAGUGGUAGAAGGCCUGAAGAAGGUGGGUUGGUGUGAUGUGCCUAUAGUUGCCAUGGAGACCAAAGGCGCCAACAGUCUGAAUGAGGCAGUGAAGGCUGGGAAGUUGGUCACGCUUCCUGACAUCACAAGUGUAGCCAAAACCCUUGGCGCUAAGACCGUGUGUGCAAAAGCCUUUCAGAACACACAGGAGUACACUAUCCUCUCGGAAGUAAUCAGUGAUCACCAGGCUUUGGAAGCAGUGGAGAGAUUUUUAGAUAAAUAUUUCUACUUUGCAGCUGUGGUGCUGUUUUGCUGUCCUGUUGGGAGCCAUUUUAAAGAACCCAGUUCAUUGUCUCACUGUCCUCCUAAAGUGUAGCAUUGUGUUUUCAUUUUUAUUUAGGGAUACAGUACGGUAAGAGGCCAUUCUGGCUUAACCAGCCCAUGCCGUCCAAUUACACCCAUGUGACCAGUUAAAAUAUUAACCCAGAGCAACACGCACAAAAUUCUGCAGGGACUGAGCAGGUCGGGCAGCAUCCAUAGAAGUGAAUAAAUAGCUGAUGUUUCGGACCAGGACUGAAAAGAAAGGGGGAACACACCAGAAUAAAAAGGUGUGUGUGGGGCCAGGGGUGGGGUAGGGGUCUAGCCAGAAGGCGAUGGGUGGGAAAGGUAAAGGGGCUGAGAAAGAAGGAAUCUGACAGUGGACCAUGGGAGAAAGAGAUGGAGGAGGCGACCCAGGGUGAUGUGAUCUGCAGGAGAGGAGAGGUACAAGGCAGAGUGGGGAAUAGAGGAGGGGGGGGGAAUAAUUAUUCUAACGGAAGGAAAAAUCGAUAUUCAUACCAUCAGGUUGGAGGUUACCCGGACGGAAUAUGAGGUGUUGCUCCUCCACCCUGAGGGUGGCCUCAGCUCAGCACAGGAGGAGUCCGUGGGCCAACUCCUCUUGUACCAGCCCCUAGUAAUCUGGAUUCUUUCCUCGUACAGCCCUUUUUCAGCAGAAAUCUUCCACAGUGUACCUUGGGUCAGUAAAGUGGUCAGGUGUAAACUGGACUCUGUUUUUCCUUCACCAGGAAGAAUGGUUUCAAUUGGUUUCGUGAGUUAACAAAAAAAAAAGGGUGUGAGAAUUUAAGCAACACACACAAAAUGCUGGUGGAACGCUGCCUGGCCUGCUGUGUUCCAUCAGCAUUUUGUGUGUGUUGCUUGAAUUUCCAGCAUCUGCAGAUUUCCUCGUGUUUGUGAGAAUUUAAUGCAGUUGUUUCAAUGUGAAGUUUGUGUACUCAGAAAUAUCAAUAACAAGCUUUUAUGUCUUUUUAAAUGACAAUCUGAAUGAAUACAUACCUCAGGUGUUAUACUCUGUACGAAAUUAUGGUCACUGUUUAAUUGGAGAUACGGGAUGUCCCAAAGUUCAAUGAGCAGCAUGUGAGCUCAGUACCUAAAAUGCUGAUUCUUCGGCUGACUGGUUCAGAUGUGAAAAAAGUAAGUGAAUACGAGAGGGCACAAUGAAGAAAACAAGCACACUUUUUGUUCAUUUUGGUCUAGUAAACUACAAAUUCUGAAUAAGUUACCAAAAAACAGUAAUUAUUGCUGACUGUGCUCCGUGAACUGAUGACUUAAAUCACAAAUGAGCUCUGGAAAGUAAAGUAUUUGGAUGGAAAUUACAAUGGGCAUUUACAAAUGGAGAAGAUAACAGCAUCUGUUAAUCAUAAGCUGGAACAAUUUGAUUCAUACUGGGAAAAUUGUUUUAACUACAUAAUGCCUCAUAGGCCUGAUUUUAUUCUCACAAAUCAAUGAAUAUGUUGUAAAAAAAGAUCACUCCCUACUUGUACAUAGUUUUUUCCUUUUGCUUGUUUUUUCUCUCCACUCUUUUCUAUAAGUGUAUACCCCAGAUAAAUACUAU
Molecule: messenger RNA, 2765 nt
Organism: Hypanus sabinus (Atlantic stingray)
Lineage: Eukaryota; Metazoa; Chordata; Chondrichthyes; Myliobatiformes; Dasyatidae
Gene: sdsl
Product: serine dehydratase-like
Exons: 8
Coding region: 339-1250 (303 amino acids)
Biological process (GO): L-threonine catabolic process; L-serine catabolic process
Molecular function (GO): pyridoxal phosphate binding; L-serine ammonia-lyase activity; threonine deaminase activity
Source: RefSeq, a predicted model, not a curated record